AUGCCACCAUCCGGAAAGAGAUCAUCCCAACGGACUCGCAAGGCUCGAGAUCCGAGUGUGCCUGUGCAUACCGAGCUCUCCUCACCAUCGAGACCGUUGAAGCGCAGACGCCAGGCACAGCCAGAACCUCCCUCCGAACCAGCCGACGAUGAAGGCUCCAGCAUGACGCUUGAUCCUGCUGCGGGCAUCAACUUGGAAGAUGAUGAUGUUCUCAUUAGUCGAGUUGCCGAAACCCUCACCACGGCCGAAUUCCCUGUCAAGGCAAGCGAGAUUUACGCCAAUACCCUGCAAGCUGACACCGAAGGUAUCGAAGCAUAUGCGAAACUGGCUGGAAAGGACUGGACCUACUACAUCCGAACUCUUGCAAUCAAUAUUGGUCGCUCUUCUGAGCCCUCACAGGCGCACCAGCCUCCCGACGACCCCAAAGACAAGGAUUUUGUCCACAUUGACCUUGGUCCCAACAAGGUCUUCUCUCGCCAGACUGCCAUCAUCUUCUUUGACGAUGCUGGCAGCUGGGUCCUGCGGGUCAAGGGACGCAACGGUUUGAAGGUAAACGGUGUCCCGCUUAAGAAGGAUGACAAUCCCCACAACCUAGCCAGCGGAGAGGUUAUUGAAGUUGGCGGGAUUGAGAUGAUGUUUGCGCUGCCCGGAACCAUCGGAGGACCUUUGAAUAUUCACGAGGCCUACUUGCAGCGUGCUGGCAUUAAGGGCCCCGUCAGACCCCAGAGAUCGAGUCCUCCAUCAGAGACGCGCCACGCCCUGCCCUCGGCUCCUUCGCACAAGCGAGAGAAUACCAAUUCUCGACCGGAUCUUGACUCGCCGUCUGCCUCGUCAAGCAAGAGGAGCUACUAUAAGCGGGAGUGUUCUACCAUUGAAAUGCCGCAGCCCAUCGCACCAGCGCCUCCGGAUUACAAGCGUCCCGGUACACCUCCGUCGGCCAAAGGUCGUGCGCAUGCCUCACAGCACAAGUCGCCGGCCUACAGCAACGCAGGAACCAUGUUGAUGAGUUCCAACGACGUGGAUCUCAGCCUCGAUGAGAACAAGCAUAUCAAACCUCUCUUCAGCUAUGCUCAGAUGAUUACCCAGGCCAUCAGCAGCACCAAUGAAUCAAAGUUGAAUUUGAACGGCAUCUACCGCUACAUCAUGGAUAAUUAUGCGUAUUACAGACAUCAACCACCUAGCGGGUGGCAGAAUUCCAUUCGGCAUAAUCUUUCCUUGAACAAGUCGUUCAAUAAAGCCCCGAGAACGACCGACGAGCCUGGAAAGGGCAUGAAGUGGGAAAUUGUUCCCGAGCAGAAGGAAGAGAUGAUGCGUACGGCGUGGAAGGUCGGACGAGGGGGCCAUCGCGGAUCGUCGGCCCCAUCCUCGCCAAAUCAACCCAGUCAGCUGAAUUACAUCAACCAAGGCCCCAGAGACAUGAUGUCUCGGGGACCAGGCUCGGCACGGAAGCGGAAGGCGCCAUCUCCCGUCAUCGCGGUGUCUCCCCCUCCGAGCUCAUCUCUCAACCCGUCCCAAAUGACCCCGGACCGCAGAUACAAAGCCUCUGGUCCCGCAAGUUUCCAGGACGGCAGCCCUCUUCCGCGAUCCCGCAAGCCGCUGGUCACCAGCUCAUUCGGCCAAGCGGCUGACGGCUUGCCUCGUUCUCCUCCCACACUGUCUUCCUCAUACCUCGGAGAUGACGGCCCGUCUUUCAUCACGCCGGCCCCUCAUCGGGUGCACCCCCAUCUCGCGCCUCCCAGCACUGCGCAACGACCUAGCCAGCACAUGCCAACCAGCUCGCCGGCACCCUUCUGGAAGUACGCUGAUAUCGGCACGCCCCUCAAGGCCGUGCAGUUCGACGUAAGCCCUUCGAAGCCUGCGCUGCCAAACAGCAGCAGUCCGCCCCCGCCCAUCGAGGGAAAUGGAAGCGGUGACCGAUCUCCUGUAGCAAGUCCGACUCGCUCUACGAUCCGUGCCGAGACACAGGAGACGGCUACCAUUGUCGAGGAAGAGGAAGAGGAAGCUGGGUUUGAUCUUACCAAGUACGUGUUGUUAUUCAGUUUCAUCUUGCGUGUCCACUGACUGAAUAAUCAAAAACAGGGGUUUCCAACCCAUAAGCGAAUAUCACGCACCUGUGAGCUUGCCUAUGCCGCGAGCCAAUGGUAGUCUUUCCCGGAAGUGAAACGAUCUAGUAUCCCUUUGGGCGGCUUUAUUAGCCGACCGCACAACAGUGUAGGCCAACAGUCCUAUAUAUUUGGUACAAUUUCCUGAUAUAGUAUACGCGUGGCUCGGCUGGUAAGGGGUGUUCGG
Molecule: messenger RNA, 2289 nt
Organism: Pseudomassariella vexata
Lineage: Eukaryota; Fungi; Ascomycota; Sordariomycetes; Amphisphaeriales; Pseudomassariaceae
Product: fork head domain-containing protein
Exons: 2
Coding region: 1-2061 (686 amino acids)
Biological process (GO): regulation of transcription by RNA polymerase II
Molecular function (GO): RNA polymerase II cis-regulatory region sequence-specific DNA binding; DNA-binding transcription factor activity, RNA polymerase II-specific; protein binding
Source: RefSeq, a predicted model, not a curated record